UCCUGCAGGACAAAUUACAGCAGCGACACGCGCUCGCAUGUCAAAUCGACGACGGUGUCGUUGGUGUUUUUAUUUCGGUAUUGAACUGUACAAGUUCAUAGUCACAAUCACAACGUACUGAGUCGUACACAUUUGAUAGGUAUUUCAAUUAAAAGUAACUUGUGGUUUCAAUAAUAAAAUGAAUACCGAAAUGCUGAUUGAAUUAGUUCGGGAACGAUCGUCGUUAUACGAUAUGAGCGAUAAAAAAUAUAGUGACCAUCCUCAUAAAGAAUCGCUGUGGAGAGAAAUUGCCAGCGAAAUCAAUCAACCAGUUCAAAAUUGCAAAAAAAUUUGGACCAGUCUGAGAGAUGGGUACAGAAGAGCUGCUAAAAAAUCCAUUACAGUGUCAGGACAAAAAACAAAAUAUAUAAAGAAAUGGAAGUAUGCGGAUGAAAUGGAAUUUUUAAAACCUAAUAUGAAGGAAAGGGAUUCCAUUAGUAAUAUUGAUGUGGUAACUGAUGACGACGAUGAAGUUCUAUCUCAUUCAGAUGAUGAGGAAAUUCAAGUGGAAGGUGAGAAUUCUGUCUCAUUUGAAAAUACUAUUCAAAACGCAGAGGCAUAAUUUAAUACACCCGCUCCAGUUCAACCAAGACAAAAAAAAAUUAAAAAAACCAAUUCAUUGAAACCACCUGAGACUGCAUCAUCUACUCUUAUGAAAUAUAUCAUUGAACAAAAAAAAUCUGAACAAUCAAACCCAACAACAAGCAAGUCAGAUGCUAUGGACCAAUUAUUUUCGUCAAUGUGUUAAACGGCCAAACAGUUUUCACCGUACUUUCAACAUAUAGCGAAAACUAAAGUUUUUCAAAUUAUAUCUGAACUAGAAUUACAACAACUGCGACAAAACCAAACACAACCACAAUCAACUAUUUCUAAUCAGGGCUCAUUGCAACAACUACCAGAAAUGCAAACACAAACCGUUCCUACCAUACUUCAAUUAAAUCAUUUGCCAAACGUUCAACACGCUAGAUCACAAACCACAAAUUCCACAGAAAAUCCUGAUCAUUUAAAUAUUACGAACACUGCAGCAGGUCCAAAUCAGUUCAAUAUGUACGAUUAUCCUGCAAAUAAUAAUUAUUAUAAGUACACAAAACCCAGUGAUUAGAGUAUGUAACUUUUCUUUAAUAUUUUCUAAAUAUCUAAAUCUUUUAAAAAAAAUUAAUACCUAAUGAAAAUAGUUCGCUAGUAUAUAACUACUUUGUUUUUAAUAUUUGGUUUUCGUAAUUAAGUUGACAAAAAACAAA
This is a messenger RNA of Myzus persicae (green peach aphid), 1280 nucleotides long. Its product is annotated as transcription factor Adf-1-like. The coding region runs from base 179 to 601 and encodes 140 amino acids. The transcript has 2 exons. NCBI's taxonomy places the organism in Eukaryota, Metazoa, Arthropoda, Insecta, Hemiptera, Aphididae. The record is from RefSeq and is a predicted model, not a curated record.